Molecule: messenger RNA, 595 nt
Organism: Dictyostelium purpureum
Lineage: Eukaryota; Evosea; Eumycetozoa; Dictyosteliales; Dictyosteliaceae
Exons: 3
Coding region: 1-477 (158 amino acids)
Source: RefSeq, a predicted model, not a curated record
AUGAAAAUGAAAAUGAAAAUGAAAAUGAAAAUGAAAAUGAAAGAAAAGAAAGAUGAAAUAUCCGAUAAUGAAGAUGAAAAUAAUGAACAAGAAGAGGAAGAAGAAAUUGAAAAAGAAUUUGUUCCAAAGAAACCAACUGCUAGAAAACCAAGAUCUGCCUCAACUAGAUCAAAACCAGCUGCAAAUACUAAAAAACCUAAAAAGAGAUCCAACUUAACAAUUUCAGAUAGCGAUAUUGAUAAAUAUAAACACUCACCAGUUGGUUUACCCCCACAAAUUAUUGCAUUACCAAAUAAAAGAACCAUUCUUCCAAACAUCAGGGGCUCAACAACAAUUUAUAAUAAAGAUGGGUAUUUUUCACAACUUAUACUCCCUGAAUCACCAGUUUCUAAUAGAAGCAAAGCAAAAUCAAAAUCUGAUGCCAAAGAAACAAAAGUAUCGAAAUCAAAACCAAAAGCAUCAUCGAAAAAGAAAUAAAUUAACAAAGCUAAUAAUAUUAUUUUGUAUAAUAGUAUUUAUAUAAAAAAUUAACUAAACUAUAAAUUUGUAAAUAAAUAAAUAUAAAAUUUUAAAAUCUUUUUUUUAUUAGUAACAC